Colletotrichum spaethianum is the source of this 231-nucleotide messenger RNA. RefSeq names its product DNA-directed RNA polymerases I, II, and III subunit RPABC5. NCBI's taxonomy places the organism in Eukaryota, Fungi, Ascomycota, Sordariomycetes, Glomerellales, Glomerellaceae. Gene Ontology annotation, biological process: tRNA transcription by RNA polymerase III; transcription by RNA polymerase II; transcription by RNA polymerase I. Gene Ontology annotation, cellular component: RNA polymerase III complex; RNA polymerase I complex; RNA polymerase II, core complex. Gene Ontology annotation, molecular function: DNA binding; DNA-directed RNA polymerase activity; zinc ion binding. The coding region runs from base 1 to 231 and encodes 76 amino acids. The transcript has 4 exons. The record is from RefSeq and is a predicted model, not a curated record.
AUGAUUAUUCCUGUUCGCUGUUUCUCGUGCGGAAAGGUCACCGGCGAUCUCUGGGAGCGCUACCUGAAGCUCAUCGACGACGGUAUUACUGAUGGCGACGCGAUGGAUCAGUUGGGCCUCAAGCGUUAUUGCUGUCGUCGCAUGGUCAUGACCCACGUCGACCUUAUCGAGAAGCUCCUAAAAUACACUCCUGAUGGUCGCAACGAGAAGAAGAUGUCCUUGAACCCGUAA